Messenger RNA from Colossoma macropomum (tambaqui), 1781 nucleotides. It is a transcript of the gene prrx1a, whose product is annotated as paired related homeobox 1a. The transcript is spliced from 4 exons. The record is from RefSeq and is a predicted model, not a curated record. Gene Ontology annotation, biological process: regulation of DNA-templated transcription. Lineage: Eukaryota; Metazoa; Chordata; Actinopteri; Characiformes; Serrasalmidae. Bases 463 to 1203 code for a protein of 246 amino acids. Gene Ontology annotation, molecular function: DNA-binding transcription factor activity, RNA polymerase II-specific; DNA binding.
CCCACACUUUAGUGCCAGACAUUCGCAGUUGUUUGAAGUAGCAGGAGCAGCUCCAUACCCAGGAGAGAGAGAGAGAGAGAGAGAGAGAGAGAGAGAGAGAGAGAGUGGGGAGACCAUUUGCAUUUGUGUUGUAAAGUCCAGAAGUGUUUGAAGAAGGCAAAUGGUUUCUCUGAGGACUUUAACUUCAGCUUCAGAAACAGAAAAGCAGCUCAGGCUUUUUGAAGUUACCACCACAAACUUCUCUGCCGGGCUCUUCUGAGCGGGACGGACUUUCAGCUCAGAGCUUUUGGAUCUCUAACAGCAAGAAGACGAAGACGAAGACGAAGAAGAAGGAAGUUUUUUAAUCAAAAACAAAGGUUUUAUGUUUACAACCUUGAACAAAUCCAUGUUUUUUGUAAGCGAGGAGCAUUCUGAGGAAUCUUCUACCACCAGCUCCGUUCUCUCUCAGGUCCAGUCUACGUCAUGACUUCUAGCUAUGCGCAUGUAAUGGACAGACCGGCCGUGCUGCCCAACCGCCUGGAAAGCCCCAUCACCGCCAAUCAUCUGGACAAUUUACACGCCAAGAAGAACUUUUCGGUGAGCCACCUGCUGGACCUGGAGGAAGCGAGGGAGAUGGUGGGAGCGCAGGGGGACGAGGGGGCCGCCGAGGCGGGCAGGAACAUGCUGGAGUCGCCCGGACUGACCAGCGGCAGCGACACCGCGCAGCAAGACAAUGAGCAGCUGAACUCGGAGGAGAAGAAGAAGCGUAAGCAGCGGAGGAACCGGACCACCUUUAACAGCAGUCAGCUGCAGGCGCUGGAGCGAGUGUUCGAGAGGACGCACUAUCCCGACGCCUUCGUCAGAGAGGACCUGGCACGCAGGGUCAACCUCACCGAGGCUCGAGUACAGGUGUGGUUUCAGAACAGGCGGGCCAAGUUCCGGCGUAACGAGAGAGCAAUGCUGGCCAGUAAAAACGCUUCGCUGCUCAAGUCUUACUCAGGAGACGUAACAUCAGUGGAACAGCCAAUAGUGCCCCGGCCUGCACCCAGACCCAGCGACUACCUGUCCUGGAGCGGCUCACCUCCGUACAGCGCAAUGGCAACCUACUCGCCGUCGUGCGCCAACAACAACACGGCCCAGGGCGUGAACAUGGCCAACAGCAUCGCGAACCUGAGACUGAAGGCCAAAGAGUACAGCCUGAACCAGGUGCCCACCGUCAACUGAGACGCUCUGGGCCGUUUUGGGCAAAAGGAGGGUAAACAGUGCCAAAGCAAGACUCUGUCACCCAUGCGCACGAAUGUAUUCACUGUGUGCCUUACAGCAUCGAGGCCUUCUAUCUUCUAUCUUCUUCGAAGGAAUGGAAGAAAAGCAUCACUUAACUUAUCCAAGCCCAAAAACUCAUUGAUUUACGUAAGAAGCUGUCAUGUUUUUGGCAGCCGGUGAUGACAUGUGGGGAAAAGUUUUUUGGAAAACACAAUAUGGCGAAAUGGAAAGUUUGUGUUUUCAUGUUCGCUGCGGCUGUGUGGGGCGUAGCUCCUGGAGGAGAAGAACGGCUAUAAAGUUCUGGAAACCGCAGCAGAUCGCAGGGAAACGAUGACCUCUGUGGAGUUCAGCUGUAGAAAUCUCAAAGACUUGUUGGGGAGUUUUCAGGAUUUUUCCUUGAUUUCCCUCGGGGACGCACUGCGCAGUAUAAUUAGACUGUAAGAAUGGCUGAGACCAUGGACUGACAGUUGUUUGUUCUUUUCUAGAGUAAGUGGGUAAAACAUUAGCAUUGAUGAAUAUAUGGUAACACUUUACUGAAG